AGCUAGAAUGUGAGAACUAUCCGGAUAACGGGAUAGUAUCCGAAUCACACGCCGAUGUCCCGGAUACUGUAUCCGAACAGAUCCGCCCGUUGAGAGUGCGAGUUUGCGUCGAUCGCAAUGGAGAUGCAACAUGAGGGCCAGGCGGACUCGAGCGACCCGAUGGAGAAGAUGUGGGUCGAGCAUGGUGCUGGUGGUGAUACCGACAAGAAGGUAGAAGAGUAUACGCGCUACCGUCUCCAAGAAACACUCACGCUCAUGGGAUGCCGCCGCAACGACGCGAUCAUCGUGACGCGCUUGAUGUUCGAACAAUACCAUGCACACGUUGAUGGGCCCUCGCCCCGGGCAUGGACGUUCCAGAUGCUGCAACAACGAGUAUACGCCGAAUUGGCGCAUCUGGAGUACAACAAGCCGACGCACUUGCUGGACUUUGAUCUGGCGAAGGAAAUCACUCAGCGCAACAAAUCGUUUGUCGUGCUCUUGGGUGGGACGUCUGGUACUGGCAAGUCCACCCUCGCAUCUCUGUUGGCGUCCCGCCUUCGCCUCACGACGGUGCUGCCGACAGACUCGGUGCGGCACAUCUCCCGUGCAUUCAUGACAAAGGAACAAAACCCGUGCGCAUUUACAUCGACAUAUCAAGCGGGGGAUGCGCUGACUCCCGCGCAAGUGGACGAAUUAGCCAAGAUCGCGGCGGGCGAUAUGAAUACCCUCAUGUCGGACAAGCGACUGCACAAGCGAAAGGUCCUCAAAGGGUACACACUCCAGAGCGAUGCCGUGUUGGAGAAGCUCGAUCUUGUGCUCACCAUGUUCGAAAAGCGACGCCAAAGUCUCGUUGUCGAGGGUGUGCAUCUAAACACGGAGCAGAUGGCCGAGUUGGUCCGGCGCCAUCCCAACUGCAUUCCGUUUUUGAUUUACAUCUCGAACGAAACAAAGCAUCGCGAGCGGUUCGCCGUCCGCGCCAAGCACAUGACUGUGGACCCACAACAAAACAAAUACAUCAAGUACUUUGACAAUAUCCGCAUCAUCCAGCGCCACUUGUGCAAGCACGCCGACAAGCUCCUCAUGCCCAAGAUCGACAACACCAACGUCGACCGCUCCCUCGUCACAAUUCAAACAACUUUGAUUCGUGUCCUGCGCAAGCAAUUGCGAGGCGACGCCAUGGUCGACAACGCCACGGGCAAAUUCGUCCUCUUAUCGCGAGAGCACGAGAACGCCAUCAAGAAAGCCUGGUCAAGCAAAGGGGUACGAAAAGCCAUGCGACCGCUGAUCAAGCAGCGCGUGUCGAAGCGGCUGCUGCUCCGACGGCUGCUGGCGGAGCAAACCAUGUCGGACCCAUGCCCUUUCCACGACGACAGUUCGUCGAGCGACGACGAUAAAGACGAUCGCGAGCAUGGCCGCGAGGGCGGCGUCGAGGAAGAAGAAGAUGAACAGACAACGGUCGUGGGCAGUCUACUCAGUCUGCGAGACAAGAGGCAAUCCACUGACGUCGACGAGGUACUCCCCAUCCCGCUGUGUGUUGUGUCAUGUGAAGCAGGACUCGGUCGAGCUCUCGACGGCGAUUCAACGAGUGGCGUUGUGGCGUGCAAGUCAGCCGAGCCCAUUUGCGGCCCCAUGUACGGCUCGAACAUGGCGUGA
Aphanomyces invadans is the source of this 1632-nucleotide messenger RNA. RefSeq lists its product as hypothetical. Bases 118 to 1632 code for a protein of 504 amino acids. NCBI's taxonomy places the organism in Eukaryota, Oomycota, Saprolegniomycetes, Saprolegniales, Verrucalvaceae. The record is from RefSeq and is a predicted model, not a curated record. The transcript has 7 exons.